Messenger RNA from Saccharomyces mikatae IFO 1815, 1380 nucleotides. It is a transcript of the gene CEG1, whose product is annotated as mRNA guanylyltransferase. Gene Ontology annotation, cellular component: mRNA capping enzyme complex. Gene Ontology annotation, molecular function: mRNA guanylyltransferase activity; ATP binding. The record is from RefSeq and is a predicted model, not a curated record. Bases 1 to 1380 code for a protein of 459 amino acids. Gene Ontology annotation, biological process: 7-methylguanosine mRNA capping. The transcript has a single exon. NCBI's taxonomy places the organism in Eukaryota, Fungi, Ascomycota, Saccharomycetes, Saccharomycetales, Saccharomycetaceae.
AUGGUUUUAGCAAUGGAGGGUAGAUUGGCACCAGAAAUUCCUGGGCUCAUUCAACCUGGGAAUGUCACACAAGAUCUGAAGAUGAUGGUCUGUAAACUACUAAAUUCUCCAAAACCUACAAAAACAUUUCCUGGUUCUCAACCAGUGUCAUUUCAACAUUCAGAUGUAGAAGAGAAGCUGCUUGCGCAAGAUUAUUACGUUUGUGAGAAAACAGAUGGUCUACGUGUAUUGAUGUUUAUAGUGAUAAAUCCAGUGACAGGAGAACAGGGAUGCUUCAUGAUAGAUAGAGAAAAUAACUAUUAUUUGGUUAACGGAUUUAGGUUUCCCAAGUUACCACAAAAAAAGAAAGAAGAGCUGUUGGAGACUUUACAAGAUGGCACUCUAUUAGAUGGUGAACUGGUUAUACAAACUAAUCCCAUGACAAAACUACAAGAGUUACGUUAUUUAAUGUUCGAUUGUCUUGCUAUUAAUGGUAGAUGUCUCACACAAUCGCCCACAAGUUCGAGGUUAGCACAUUUAGGAAAGGAAUUUUUUAAACCAUAUUUCGAUUUGAGAGCAGCAUUCCCUAAUCGCUGUACCACCUUUCCGUUCAAGAUUUCAAUGAAACAUAUGGAUUUUAGUUACCAGCUGGUGAAAGUUGCUAAAAGCUUAGACAAAUUGCCACAUCUUUCUGAUGGUCUUAUAUUUACUCCUGUGAAAGCACCUUACACAGCUGGCGGGAAAGAUUCGUUGUUGCUGAAGUGGAAGCCAGAACAAGAAAACACUGUAGAUUUCAAAUUGAUUUUGGAUAUUCCAAUGGUGGAAGACCCUUCUUUACCCAAAGAUGAUCGCAACAGGUGGUAUUACAAUUAUGAUGUUAAACCAGUCUUUAGUUUAUAUGUUUGGCAGGGUGGAGCAGAUGUCAAUUCACGUUUAAAGCAUUUUGACCAGCCUUUCGACAGGAAAGAAUUUGAAAUACUAGAACGAACAUAUAGAAAAUUUGCAGAACUAAGUGUUUCCGAUGAAGAAUGGCAAGACUUGAAAAAUUUAGAACAGCCACUGAAUGGUAGGAUAGUCGAGUGCGCUAAAAAUCAAGAGACAGGGGCGUGGGUGAUGUUAAGAUUCAGAGAUGAUAAAUUGAAUGGUAAUCAUACAUCGGUGGUUCAGAAAGUCUUGGAAAGUAUUAACGAUUCUGUUUCAUUAGAGGACCUCGAAGAGAUUGUCAGUGAUAUUAAGGGGCGCUGGGACGAGAGAAGGGCCAAUAUGGCAGGCAGCAGUGGAAGGUCCAUAAUGCAUCAAAGUCAAAAUACCACGUUGCCUUCCUCCCAGCCAGUUCAUACACAUGUUCCAACGAGCAAUAACGCACCAAAAUAUGUAGAUGAAGAUGAUUGGUCGGAUUAA